AUGAGGACGGACGAGUUCAUUCAGUGUCAGAACACGCUCUCCUACAAUGAGUCUGGUAGUGAAUGUGAGAAAUCAUUUAGUAAGGAUUUAUACCUUACAAAACCUGAGAGGAAAUAUCCAGAGAAGCCUGAUGAGUAUAAGCAAUAUGCAAAAUCUAUCUCUAAGACGUCAAAACUAAGUUCUGACCAACGUCAAACAACACCAGAAGAGAAACCCUAUGAAUAUGAAGAAUGUAGGGAAUUUUCCACUCAAAAGUCAGGUCUCAGGAGGCAUCACAGAACUGACACAGAACAGAAGUUUGAUGAAUGCAACAAAUGUGGAAAAUCAUUCAGAAUGAAGUCAUACAUCACUUUGCAUCAGAGAAUACACACAGGACAGAAAUCUUAUGUACGUGACAAAUGUGGAAAGUAUUUCAGACAGAAGUCAGACCUUACUGUACAUCAGAGAACUCAUACAGGAGAGAAACCUUAUGAAUGUAACAAACGUAGAAAUUUUUUUACCUGUAAUGCACACCUUCAUCUUCAUCAGAGAACAAACACAGGAGAAAAACUAUUUGAAUGUAACAAAUGUGGAAAGUAUUACAGACAGAAGUCAGACCUUACUGUCCAUCAGAAAACACACACACUUAUGAGUAGAAAACAUACAGGGGAGAAACCUUAUGAAUGUAAUGUGUGUGAAAAGUCUUUCACCUAUAAGUCAUACCUUACUGUUAAUCAGAGAACACACACAGGAGAGAAACCUUAUAAAUGUAACAAAUGUGGAAAGUAUUUCAUACUUAGAUCAUGCCUUACUCUCCAUCAGCGAACACACACAGGAGAAAAACCUUAUGAAUGUAAUGUGUGUGAAAAGUCUUUCACCCAUAAGUCACACCUUACUGUUCAUCAGAGAACACACACAGGAGAGAAACCUUAUAAAUGUAACCAAUAUGGAAAGUAUUUCAGAGUAAAGUCACAGCUUAUUGCUCAUCAGAGAAUACACACAAGAGAGAAACAUUAUGAAUGUACAAAAUGUGGAAAAUAUUUCAGACGUAAGUCACACCUUACUGUCCAUCAGAAAACACACACAGGAGAGAAAUCUUAUGAAUGUAAUGUGUGUGGAAAGUCUUUCACCCAUAAGUCAUACCGUACUGUUCAUCAGAGAACACACACAGGAGAGAAACCUUAUAAAUGUAACAAAUGUGGAAAGUAUUUCAGACUUAGAUCGUACCUUACACUCAAUCAGAGAAUACACACAGGAGAAAAACCUUAUGAAUGUAAUGUGUGUGAAAAGUCUUUCACCCAUAAGUAACACCUUACUGUUCAUCAGAGAACACACACAGGAGAGAAACCUUAUAAAUGUAACCACUGUGGAAAGUAUUUCAGAGUAAAGUCACAACUUACUGCUCAUCAGAGAAUACACACAGGAGAGAAAAAUUAUGAAUCUACAAAAUGUGGAAAAUAUUUCAGACAUAAGUCACACCUUAUUGUUCAUCAGAGAACACACAAAGGAGAGAAACCUUAUGAAUGUAACAAAUGUGGAAAGUAUUUCAGAUUUAAUUCAUAACUUACUCUCCAUCAGAGAACACACACAGGAGAAAAACCUUAUGAAUGUAACAAAUGUGGAAAGUCCUUCAUUUGGAGUUCAUACCUCAGGAAGCAUAAGAGAAUCCACACACAUGAGGAACCUAAGGAAUGUGAUAACUAUGGAAAGUCUCACCUGAAAGAAAAAUAA
Molecule: messenger RNA, 1710 nt
Organism: Dipodomys ordii (Ord's kangaroo rat)
Lineage: Eukaryota; Metazoa; Chordata; Mammalia; Rodentia; Heteromyidae
Product: zinc finger protein OZF-like
Biological process (GO): regulation of transcription by RNA polymerase II
Cellular component (GO): nucleus
Molecular function (GO): RNA polymerase II cis-regulatory region sequence-specific DNA binding; DNA-binding transcription activator activity, RNA polymerase II-specific
Source: RefSeq, a predicted model, not a curated record